Molecule: messenger RNA, 3225 nt
Organism: Hipposideros armiger (great roundleaf bat)
Lineage: Eukaryota; Metazoa; Chordata; Mammalia; Chiroptera; Hipposideridae
Gene: AACS
Product: acetoacetyl-CoA synthetase
Exons: 18
Coding region: 154-2136 (660 amino acids)
Biological process (GO): lipid metabolic process; positive regulation of insulin secretion
Molecular function (GO): acetoacetate-CoA ligase activity
Source: RefSeq, a predicted model, not a curated record
GCGGGGCUCGCCGGGUGUCUUCACGGGGGCGGCCGCGUCUCGUUCAGUCGCGCGUCCCGCCGGCACGCGUCCCCGGCCUCCUCAGCGUCCCCGGCCGUCGCCGCCGCCCCUGCCGGUUCCGGUCCCCCCCCCCCGGUAGUUACCGCCGCAGCCAUGUCUAAGGAGCCGCGGUCCGGGCGGGGAGAGAUCCUGGAGUGCCAGGUGAUGUGGGAGCCUGACAGCAAGAAGAACACGCUGAUGGACCGCUUCCGGGCGGCCGUGAGCGCCGCCUGCGGCCUGGCGCUGGAAAAUUACGGCGACCUAUACCAUUGGUCAGUUGAGUCUUAUUCAGAUUUCUGGGCAGAGUUCUGGAAAUUCAGCGGGAUUGUCUGCUCGCGCACGUACGAUGAAGUUGUGGACACAUCAAAAGGGGUCGCGGAUGUCCCCGAGUGGUUCAAAGGCAGUCGUCUGAACUAUGCUGAAAACCUCCUGCUUCACAAAGAGAACGACAGAGUUGCCCUCUACGUUGCCCGUGAUCCUCAGCAUCGUGCAGGCCUCACCACAGUGAAUUUUAGGACAUUUUCACCACCCCAAAAAGAACCCCACACCCGUUACUUACCCAACGGGGUGCAUGCUGUGGAGGCCAUGCUGGCUACAGCAAGUAUCGGGGCCAUCUGGAGCGCCACAUCCCCAGACUUUGGCAUGAACGGUGUCCUGGACCGGUUUUCCCAAAUCCAGCCGAAGCUCAUGUUCUCCGUAGAGGCGGUGGUGUACAAUGGCAAAGAGCACGGCCACAUGCAUAAGCUGCAGCAGGUGGUAAAAGGGCUGCCAGACUUGAAAAGAGUGGUGGUGAUUCCCUAUAUCGCCUCCCGAGAGAACAUAGAUAUUUCCAAGAUCCCCAAUAGCGUGUUUCUGGAUGACUUUCUUGCGACCGGGAGAGGGGAGCAGGUGCCUCAGCUGGAGUUUGAGCAGCUGCCCUUCAGCCACCCUCUCUUCAUCAUGUUUUCGUCGGGGACCACCGGAGCGCCCAAAUGCAUGGUGCAUUCCGCCGGGGGCACCCUCAUCCAGCACCUGAAGGAACACGUUCUUCACGGCAACAUGACCAGCAGCGACAUCAUCUUGUAUUACAGCACGGUCGGCUGGAUGAUGUGGAACUGGAUGGUGUCUGCUCUGGCCACGGGCGCGGCUGUGGUCUUGUACGACGGCUCCCCCCUGGUGCCCACGCCCAACGUGCUGUGGGACCUGGUCGACAGGAUAGGCAUCACCAUCCUCGGGACGGGUGCCAAGUGGCUGUCGGUGCUCGAAGAAAGAAACAUGAAGCCAGUGGAAACCCACAGCCUCCAGACUCUUCACACGAUCCUGUCCACUGGCUCCCCGCUGAAAGCCCAGAGCUAUGAGUACGUGUACAGGUGUAUCAAGAGCAGCGUCCUCCUGGGCUCCAUCUCAGGUGGCACCGACAUCAUCUCCUGCUUCAUGGGCCAGAACCCUUCCCUCCCCGUGUACAAAGGGGAGAUUCAGGCACGGAACCUGGGCAUGGCCGUGGAGGCGUGGGACGAGGAAGGAAGGGCGGUUUGGGGAGAGAGCGGAGAGCUGGUGUGCGUGAAGCCAUUCCCCUGCCAGCCCACGCACUUCUGGAAUGAUGAGAGUGGCACCAAGUACCGGAAGGCAUAUUUCUCCAAGUUCCCAGGUGUAUGGGCGCACGGCGACUACUGUAGGAUCAACCCCAAGACCGGGGGCAUCGUCAUGCUGGGCCGGAGUGACGGCACGCUCAACCCCAACGGAGUGAGAUUCGGCAGUUCGGAAAUCUAUAACAUCGUGGAAGCCUUUGAGGAGGUGGAGGACAGUCUCUGCGUCCCCCAGUACAACAAGGACGGCGAGGAGAGGGUGGUCCUCUUCCUGAAGAUGGCUCCCGGGCACACCUUCCAGCCCGACCUGGUGAAGCGCAUUCAGAACACCAUCCGCAUCGGCCUGUCGUCCCGGCACGUGCCCAGCCUCAUCCUGAAGACUGAGGGCAUCCCGUACACCCUCAACGGCAAGAAAGUGGAGGUGGCGGUGAAGCAGGUGAUCGCUGGGAAGGCCGUGGAGCACCGCGGGUCCUUUUCGAACCCUGAGACCCUGGAUUUGUACCAGCACAUCCCCGAGCUGCAGGGCUUCUGAGUGGCCGGCGGGCAGCCUCGCUGCGACACGUGUUGGCACCGUGACGGCUAUGUGUUCAGGGAUUCGCUUAGACACCCGCAGUUCUUUGGAGCAGAUUUGCACUAGUGUCUGUGGGAUUGGGGAGGUCGUUUUUCUCGUUCCCUGGGGACUGCCUGAGUCGCCACACGCACAAGUGGGAUUCUGACCUGGAGGCUGACAGGGGCCUUAGGGCGUGUGUGUGGCAGUCUGUGUGGGUGUGUGUCUUUGCACACGCGCUCUGGCACGCAUGCACAGGAGGAGCGGGGGUCUGCCUGUGUGUGCGCAUGGAGGGCGCUGGCUGGCGUUCCGGUGACAGCACAGCCCCAAGGAGCCAUCGUGUCCUCAGCGUCCUCCUGUGGGUCCCCUUCACUCGGCUAAGGUGCACAGCUUUCUUCCCUUGACUUUUGUCUCUGGCUCUGGCCGUUGUCCCUCAGGCCACAUGUUACAAGGCACCCCAGUGUGACUUCCUUCAUAGCAUUUUCCUGUAGCUGGUUGUCAGGACCAGUCAGCUGGCUGACCGCCGUGCAUUGUCUGUGUGACAAAGGGAGCACACGCAUUUCCUGCUGGAACCCUGUGUCACUCACCAAACGGCCCCGCCCCGCCGACGGACAGUUUCCUCUGGAGAACCAGUGGGUUUCAUGCUUUACUCGCAGCUCUCUGUCUCAUGGACUUGGAAUGGUUUAGAAAUCUUUAAUGUGAAUUGUCUGUGGGUAUUUGAAGAACUGGAUGUCCACCCUGUGGGUGGCCCCCCAGGUGGCGGGUCACCGCGGGUCCCUGGAGACAGAGCUGCCCGGCCUGCGGGGACAUGGCCCCGCGGCAGUCCUCCACCUGAGGACUGUCCCUCAUCAGCGCCUGUUCCUUGUGUCGCGGGUCUGAUGGGUGGUUUGUAUGUUCUCUUCAGUUCAGCAUACUAACAAGGCCCUGGAUUCAUAAUGUUCAUUUUUGUAUUUUUUAAAACUAAGCCCAAUGUCUUACUUUUUUGAAUCCCUUUCCUUCUGGAUUAUAAAAAUAUAGGGGGGAAAGUGCCAUGAGGACUUUAUUGCAAUAAAUAAACAUAUGUGUGUAUGUACA